GUUUGGGCAUCACUGCAUGAUUAAGUAAAUGUCUUAUCAGUGGCCGCCAGGGGGCGUCUGACCACGACUAGUCCGCCAGACAACUCCGCUCACAGGGCAAACCAUAGAGCGCACAGUAGGUAGAGCGGCAUCGAGCCUGGCUGGGAAGUGUUUCUCGAUAGUGACACCGGUGACGACCUGGAAGCGGAAGUGGGAGGAAAAGAAGAAGGAGAAGAGGCCGGCGGUGUUAUGGAGGAGCCGCAGCGUCGGCGGAAGCGGAGCCCGCGCGGAAGCCACUCGCCGCCGCCGGGGAACUCGGGGGCCGGCAGGUCACAGUCAAAAAGAAAAAACAAGUCCUCAAACAAAAAAAGCAAAUCCCCCCGAGAGAAAAGAAGCCGAAGUCCGCAUCAUGUGAUACCUAAAGUAAAGCAGGAGCGAGAAGAACGCUCCCAGAGGGGGCAUGAGGAGCGUCCAUAUCGAGACCACUCUGAGCCGGGCCACAGGCGGGAAAGAAGCAAUGACCGAGACAGACAUCGGGACCAUUCUGGCCGAAGGAAGCCCCACCGGGAUCAGCCUGGGGGCCACGAAAGGGAGAGGGACGGUCAUCGCUUCCAAGUUCAGCAGGCACAGAGGGAAUUAUAUAAUGAGCAACGUCGGGAGCGCCGGGAGCAGGCAGAAGCCAGCGGUGAUGAAGAGAAUCCAGGGGCAGAGGGGUCACACAGCACAGACAAAGAGCCAGGGAAUAAAGAGAAGCCAAGCUUUGAACUGUCUGGUGCACUUCUGGAGGAUUCCAAUACGUUCCGUGGUGUCGUGAUCAAAUACAGCGAGCCCCCAGAAGCACGGAUCCCCAAGAAGCGGUGGCGUUUGUAUCCUUUCAAGAAUGACGAGGUUCUCCCAGUUAUGUACAUUCACAGGCAGAGUGCCUACCUGCUGGGGAGGCACCGACGCAUUGCUGAUAUCCCUAUUGACCACCCCUCCUGCUCAAAACAACACGCUGUCUUUCAGUACCGGCUUGUGGAAUACACCCGCCCUGAUGGCACAGUGGGCCGGAAGGUAAAACCCUACAUUAUUGACCUUGGCUCAGGCAAUGGCACAUUUCUGAACAACCAGCGCAUUGAGCCUCAGCGCUACUACGAACUGAAAGAGAAGGAUGUCCUGAAAUUUGGGUUCAGUAGCAGGGAGUAUGUUCUGCUCCAUGAGUCAUCAGAUACCUCAGAGGUGGACCAGAAGGCAGAGGAGGAGGAUGAGGAGGAAGAGGAGGAAGAAUCCACCUGACAGCCCAUCAGGGGGUGGACUUAACCUUUCUCUGCAGCUGAGCCUCAGAUCCUUUGUGUGGACUGAAGCAUUGCUGCCCCGAUGCCUCUCACUGCCUUAAAAUCUGCUGCCUUUGGCUAGUCAUGUUAAUUUGUGAACUUCUCACACACUCAGUUGAUGGUUAUGGGCACUGAAGUAGAGCCAACUGUUGCUUUUCAAAUGGUUUGGGUUAAUCAGAAGGUGCUAGGAAAGCGAGGUCACUUUUGAUGCCCAGCUGAUAUCUCAGCUGUGUUGCUAGAGUUUCUCAAUGUAUCUUUUAAUUUAAGACUCUGAAAAAGAAACCACCCUGUACAAAAAUUGCCUUUUCCAAACAAACAGGUUAUUUUGCUUCCCCCACCCCUUUUAUUUUUUGCUUGCACACAGUUUU
Molecule: messenger RNA, 1660 nt
Organism: Podarcis raffonei (Aeolian wall lizard)
Lineage: Eukaryota; Metazoa; Chordata; Lepidosauria; Squamata; Lacertidae
Gene: SNIP1
Product: Smad nuclear interacting protein 1
Exons: 4
Coding region: 229-1254 (341 amino acids)
Biological process (GO): miRNA processing
Cellular component (GO): nucleus
Molecular function (GO): protein binding; mRNA binding
Source: RefSeq, a predicted model, not a curated record